Dinoponera quadriceps is the source of this 713-nucleotide messenger RNA. RefSeq names its product ATP synthase lipid-binding protein, mitochondrial (gene ATPsynC). Lineage: Eukaryota; Metazoa; Arthropoda; Insecta; Hymenoptera; Formicidae. The transcript is spliced from 5 exons. The record is from RefSeq and is a predicted model, not a curated record. Gene Ontology annotation, molecular function: proton transmembrane transporter activity. The coding region runs from base 233 to 649 and encodes 138 amino acids. Gene Ontology annotation, biological process: proton transmembrane transport; proton motive force-driven ATP synthesis.
AUUGCACGGAAGUCGGUUCGUUCCGUCAGUGUCCGCGGCACGGGAUAGGUCGGUCGAUCCUUACGCAGCAGGCGCAUUCAUACACGCUCACUUCCACUCAUACUCAAUUCAACAUUCCAAGGGCCGGGUCCUCCUGUCGCUUCUCUUCGACACUACUCUUCGGUAAGUGCGACCGCCCGCUGCAUUGGCAAGUAGCCUUCGUAGAGUCCGCGCACCACAGUAAAACAUCAUCAUGUACGCCUGUAGCCGAUUCAUCGCGCCCGUCACCAAAUCUACUUUGGUCUCCGGCAGCAAGACCUAUCUGCGGCCGUUGAGCAGUGCGGUAAUCAGCCAUAGCAAGUCUUUACAGCAGGAUCAAAUUCAGCCACCCGUCAGUUUGUUACCAGUCGUACGUAACUUCCAAACCUCCACAGUCAGUCGUGACAUUGACUCGGCUGCGAAAUUCAUUGGCGCUGGUGCUGCCACUGUAGGAGUAGCAGGAUCUGGUGCUGGAAUAGGAUCGGUGUUCGGCUCGCUGAUUAUCGGCUAUGCCAGGAAUCCAUCUUUAAAGCAGCAACUAUUCUCGUACGCCAUCCUGGGCUUCGCCCUGUCUGAGGCCAUGGGUCUCUUCUGUCUUAUGAUGGCUUUCCUGCUCCUAUUCGCCUUCUAAGCCACAAUAUCCGCAUAAGAAAUUGCUGAUAUAGUUUUUAGUGCGUCACUGCCAAGGCAGCGUC